AUGGUUCGCCUUGCUCGGAGCGCUCGCGGAUCUGCGCUCGCGUUCUUGGCCGUCGCCAUCACGGCGCUGUGUCAGUUAGGUAUGGAUGGUGCGGAAACCUUUGCAGUUCAAGCCGGGAAGGUGCUUUCACCCGGUGGGCUGGCACUGCAAGGAGUUCUCCUUGAUGUGGAUGGGACCCUCGUAGAGUCGACGGACCUAGCCUUCAGCGCUACCAACGAGGUGCUGGAGAAGUUUGGCUACACCAAAAUCACCGUUGAGGACUAUCAUCGUGGGACAAAAUACACCACCCCUGUUCGCCUUGCAUGGCACGCUGGCCUCUCGGAGACGCCCGAAUCCGACCUGGCUGCCGCCAACGCACUUGGCACGGAGAUGGGGAAGUUAUUCGACAGUACCUAUGUGGCCCUCGUGACGCCAACGACGGUACCCCUUUUUGCAGGCUUUUCCGAUCUACUUGCGGCCCUGGCCGAGAGAGGCAUAAGCAUGGGUGUUUUGUCGAAUGCUGCACGAGAGUACGUGGAAGCUGUGCUCAGUGCCAACAAGCUUUGCAAGUUCUUCCCUGUGCGGCACGGUGCGGACUCUGUUCCGAAGCCAAAGCCUGCGCCCGACGGACUGCUCCAGUGCUGUGCAGAGCUCGGGCAGCUCGAAGCGUCCCAGUACAUCUAUGUCGUGGUUGACUCGGUCGAGGAGUUGACAAAGGACAACAAGAAGCGGUUGACGGAGAUUUCCAACUGGAUGAGUGUUCUCUGUGGCCGGCAUCUGGAGAGGAAUCACGAGACAAUGCUGAUGGCUUAUGAGAAGCGGGUGGUGCGACGUCAGGACAUUGCAAAGAUUCUACACAAUGCGUUGGAGGUCUUGAUUUGUGCUCCUUGCGAUGGUCAAAACAGCUUGUCUGGCUUCCUACUUAAGAUGAUGCGCCUUGCCGUGCUGUUGCUCAUUGCCUUUGCUCAAAGACCUUGGAUGCGUUGGGACGUCGCAUUUGGAGCCGGUGGUUUGGUAGCGGACGUGGUAUCCUUCGGCGCGUAUUCCUCUGCCAAAGCCGCUGCGAAGGUCGCAAAGGCCGUCCGCGCUGGGAAAAAAGGGGAAUCGUUGGUCAAGGCAGCCAGGACUUCCAAAAACUGGGGGACGGCUUCGAGCAUUGCGAACACCGCACUCAAUUGGUUUCAUGGGGCAAAGGACCAGCAUGAUAGGGGAAAGGUCCCCGUUGCGGGCCAUGUCGAAGAGCUUGGACGCGGGCUUGAAAAUCGCAAUGCUUGGGGCGUCGCAUCUGGAGCCGGUGGUUUGAUGGCGGAUGUGGUAGCCUUCGGAGCGUUCUACGAGCGGAUCGCCUGGGUGCAGCUGCAACACCUGCGGGUGGUCGUGGAGAAGCUGUCGAAGCUCCUGGUCGAGCGACAGGAAGAGCUCAAGAUAGCCAGGACAAGACAGGAGCUGCAAAAAGAUGGCAGCCUGACGCAGAGCGAGGCGAUCGAGGAAUGCCUGAAGAAGGGGAAGAUGAAGCACCGCCCAACCGGACUGAUGAUGUUCUUUGCAAAGGAGCUGGGAAAGCCUUUGAAGUGGAUGCGCCAGCGGCACAUGGAUGUGUCCUUUUCCAAAGACCUUGUCUUCUCAGGAAGCGACAGCGUCUCCACGCCUCUCUCGCUGAUGGUGGCCGACAUCACCAACCGAUUCAAGCAGAAGAUGCUGCAGAAGCGCAUGACCUUGAAGGAGGGGAAAGUGGAUGGCUUCGACGAUGUCAGCUCUGCAGAGGAGGAGGCACCAGCGCAAGUGGGCGCUACUGAAGCUGCGGUUGACAUGCCAGAGGCAAGCGCCACUGAGCAAGCCGCUGUCGAGAGCGCGGACGCGAGCUUGCUGGCUGCACCCGGCAAUUGCGGCACGGCACCCUAA
Symbiodinium necroappetens is the source of this 1881-nucleotide messenger RNA. The record is from the annotation of a GenBank genome assembly. Lineage: Eukaryota; Dinophyceae; Suessiales; Symbiodiniaceae.